This is a messenger RNA of Paramecium sonneborni, 552 nucleotides long. NCBI's taxonomy places the organism in Eukaryota, Ciliophora, Oligohymenophorea, Peniculida, Parameciidae. The record is from the annotation of a GenBank genome assembly.
AUGGUUUAUCAUAUUAGAACAAUAUAUUUCAAAACUGUUUAAAAUAACAGAAUUCUGUCUAUCACAUUAGGAUUAUUUUAAUUUUAUAUAGAAACAAAUAUGUUCAUUCACCUUGUUAGAAAGUCAUGUUAUUUUAAAAUACAUUUGCGAAUAAUAUUGCUCUCGAAUUUCUAUCCUUUAAAGAAUUCGAAACUUAAGGCUUAAAUAAAUAGCUAUCUUGAUUUUCAUCUUAAUGAAAUGAUAGAAAUCACAGAAUAUGAACUGAUUUUAUAAAAUAAUUAUAAUUAUUAAAUAAAGAAAAAUAAAUAAAUAUAGAUUAAUUGUUAUAAUUUUGUGUUAAAGUUUUUCUCAAUGAAGGAAAAUAUUAAUACAUCCAUAAUCAAAAAACUAUCUCAAUAGCUAAUUUAAAGUACUUUUUAUUAAUUAUUCUAUUGCUGUCAUCAAAUAUUAUUGUUAGUUGUGGCAAAUUAUGAAUUUAAUAGUGAAUAGAGAAAAUAAAAACUCUUUUUUAAGUUUACUUCAGAUCUAAAAAUAUUUAAUAGACAUUCUUGA